AUGUGGAUCAACUGCGGGAAACUCUCCGACUUUACGCAGGCGCGAUACGUGGUCCGUCUGACCACAAACAAGAAAGUGGUCUUAUUCCGGCUUCCGACGAUCGACAAAUCAAGCUUGAAAUCAAACGAGACCAAUGAUGGCUGGUCGUAUUACGCCAUGGAGGCAGAAUGCCCACAUGCCGGCGGUCCGAUGGCCGACUCCUCAGUUGAUAUCGAGGACUCGGCAUAUGUCGUGUCAUGCCCGUGGCACGCAUACGAUUUCAACGUAGAGACCGGUGAAUCGAGCGUCGGUAUCAAGGCCUGCACGUUCCCCGUGGAUGUCCGCGGCGAGUUUGUUGCGCUGGAUUUCCCCGUUGAGGAUGGGGUUAGCGUGGGUCUUGCUAGUGUUGACCCUGUUAGUGAGAAGGUUAAACUCAAGCACCCGCGACCUGCGGAGAAGGCUGCUGCCGCCACCACCACCACCACCACCACUACUGCUCCUUCUGUUUCUGAAUCUUCCUCUGCGGGUCGAGAGGAUCCCGGCAUAGCGACUUAUCUCGGCGAGGACGCGACGCUAUGUGACUGGGCCGCGCACGUUCUCAAUACCGCCAAUCCAGAGCACAAGAUCGAGCUGACUACACAUCUUUUCUCUAUUUUCGCUGCUAGAGAGACUUCCGAUUCACCCAUGCCGCUUGGCAGGGGCACUGUCGCCCCGCCUGACCAGCCGCCACGCGAGAAAAUGGAAACCGUUGACCCGGGCCACAUGCCGAAGGCAGGACGAGGCGGGACCUUGAAGAGCCGCAUUGCCAUGCUCCAUGCGCUGGCCAAUAUCGAACUCUGGGCCAUUGAUCUGGCUAUUGAUAUCUGCAUCCGCUUCGCGACGUUCCAAACAGAAGGCACGUCCCAGGAACUUCCACGCGCAUUCUUCUAUGACUGGUUGAAGGUCGCGAAUGACGAGGCUAAACACUUCUCCCUCCUCCGUACUAGACUAGAGGAGAUGGGAUCUAGCUUUGGUUCGCUUCCAGUUCACCACAGUUUGUGGCUAUCGGCAACUGAAACUGCAUACGACCUCCGAGCGAGAAUUAGUAUUAUCGCCCUGGUACACGAAGCACGGGGGUUGGAUGUCAACCCCAUGACGAUUGAGAAGUUCCGCAAAUCUGGUGAUGGUGAGAGUGUGGCGACGCUGGAGAUUAUUCACAACGAUGAAAUUACACAUGUUACUACUGGUCACCGGUGGUUGACGUGGAUCUGUGCCCAGGAGGGAACUGAUCCUGUUCAGGUUUUCCGGUCGAAUGUGCAGAAGCAUUUCAAGGGUCCGAUUCGGGGUCCAUUUAACGAAGAAGCACGCUUGCAGGCUGGAAUGGACAAGCGCUAUUAUGAGAACUCGUGUGUUCCUAGUGCGGGAAUUGCAGCUUCAUGA
Molecule: messenger RNA, 1398 nt
Organism: Penicillium verrucosum
Lineage: Eukaryota; Fungi; Ascomycota; Eurotiomycetes; Eurotiales; Aspergillaceae
Product: Rieske [2Fe-2S] domain protein
Exons: 1
Coding region: 1-1398 (465 amino acids)
Molecular function (GO): 2 iron, 2 sulfur cluster binding
Source: RefSeq, a predicted model, not a curated record